GCGGCAGCACGAGUUCGGUGCAGACCGAGGCCAUGAAGCAGAUUUUGGGGGUCAUCGACAAGAAACUGCGCAACCUGGAGAAGAAAAAGAGCAAACUUGAUGAUUAUCAGGAUCGAAUGAAUAAAGGGGAACGCCUUAACCAAGAUCAGUUGGAUGCAGUUUCCAAGUACCAAGAAGUCAGUAAUAACCUUGAAUUUGCUAAGGAACUGCAGAGAAGUUUUAUGGCUUUGAGCCAGGAUAUUCAGAAAACAAUAAAGAAGACAGCUCGACGGGAACAGCUAAUGAGAGAAGAAGCUGAGCAGAAACGUUUAAAAACUGUACUUGAAUUGCAGUUUAUUUUGGACAAGCUUGGUGAUGAUGAAGUGCGCAAUGACCUAAAACAAGGAACAAAUGGAGUGCCUGUACUAACGGAGGCAGAACUGUCAACAUUAGAUGAUUUUUAUAAACUAGUUGAACCUGAACGGGAUAUGAAUGUGAGGUUGAGUGAACAGUACGAACAGGCGUCCAUUCAUUUGUGGGACUUAUUGGAAGGAAAGGAGAAACCUGUAUGUGGAACAACCUACAAAGCCCUAAGAGAGCUCAUUGAACGCAUUCUUCAAACAAAUUACUUUGAUAGCACUCACAACCAUCAGAAUGGAUUGUGUGAAGAAGAGGAGGCAGCACCAACACCAGCAGUCGAAGAUCCUGUUGUAGAAGCUGAGUCAGAGCCAACGGAAGAAUACACUGAACCCGGUGAAGUUGAAUCAACAGAGUAUGUUAACAGACAGUUCAUGGGAGAGACUCAGUUCAGCAGUAGUGAGAAGGAACAGGUAGAUGAGUGGACAGUUGAAACUGUUGAGGUGGUAAAUUCACUCCAGCAACAACCGCAGACUACAUCUCCUCCAGUUCCAGAUGCCCAUACGCUUAAUGUAGUGGCUCAGGCUGAUCCUCUUGUUAGGAGACAACGAGUACAGGACCUUAUGGCACAGAUGCAAGGCCCUUACAAUUUCAUGCAGGACUCCAUGCUGGAAUUUGAGAACCAGGCACUUGAUCCUGCUAUUGUUUCAGCGCAGCCGAUGAAUCCAGCACAAAACUUGGACAUACCACAAAUGGUUUGCCCUCCAGUUCAUACUGAAUCCAGACUUGCACAACCCACCCAAGUUCCUGUACAGUCUGAAGGCACACAGGCGUCAAUAACCUUAAAUGCUGAUCAGACACCAGCAUCAUCACCACUUCCAGCUGUGUCCCAGCCUCAGGUAUUUCAGGCUGCGUCUAGCAAACCUUUGCAUAGCAGUGGGAUCAAUGUUAAUGCAGCUCCAUUCCAGUCCAUGCAGACAGUAUUUAACAUGAAUGCACCUGUUCCUCCUGUCAAUGAGCCAGAAACCUUAAAGCAACAAAGUCAGUACCAGACCACUUACAGCCAGACAUUCUCCAAUCAGCCUCACCAAGUAGAGCAGUCAGAACUUCAGCAAGAACAGCAGCUUCAGACAGUGGUUGGCACCUACCAUGGUACCCCGGACCAGUCCCAUCAAGUGGCAGGUAACCACCAACAGCCUCCACAACAGAAUACUGGGUUCCCACGUAACAGUCAGCCUUAUUAUAACAGCCGGGGAGUGUCUCGUGGUGGAUCACGCGGCACUCGAGGCUUAAUGAAUGGAUACAGGGGACCAGCCAAUGGGUUUAGAGGCGGGUAUGAUGGCUACCGACCUUCAUUUUCCAACACUCCAAACAGUGGUUAUACACAGGCACAGUUUAGUGCUCCUCGGGACUAUUCCAACUAUCAGCGGGAUGGUUAUCAACAGAACUUCAAGCGUGGCUCUGGACAAAGUGGUCCUCGGGGAGCACCUCGAGGUCGUGGAGGGCCCCCAAGACCCAACAGAGGGAUGCCUCAAAUGAAUGCUCAGCAAGUGAAUUAAUCUAAUUCACAGGAUUACAUUUAAACGCCAAAAACACACUGGCCAGUGUACCAUACAUGUUACCAGAAGAGUUAUCUCUUUCUUCUCCUUUAUAGGAAAUUCAUAGUAAAGGGAUUAUUUUCAUUGCCCAUAAAGACACUACUACAGUUGUCAGCUUUAUAUUACCUGGAUAUGGAAAGAAACAACGAUUACUCUGCAUGUUCUGUCCUAAGCAUCAUCUUGAGCCUUGCACAUGAAAUCCAGAAUUUUUACUCUUGCUGAAUAAAAAUGAAAAUGGCAAUUUCAAGGUGAUGAAAAACUCCAUAGUUCACUGAACAGGCAUAAAUAACCUGACUGGCUCCAUUGAUGUUAUGUAGUGCUGCAGCAAAUUUGGAUAAAAAAAAUCUGUAAACCCCUUUAAUGUUUUAUUCAGACAAUUGUUAUAUUUAAACUUCUACAUGAAAAGAAGAUGGAAGAAGUGAAGUGUGGUUUUAACACAGCAACUGCAUUUCCCCUUUUCUGUUAGAUGGAAGCACUGAACGUUUACAACACAUAAUAAACUAUGCUUAUACCCCUAGAUGAUAAGCUGAUGGACGGCUUAGGCACGCCCUUAGUUACAGCAGUUUUCUCUUAGGCUGAUGUGCUGUGGCCAAGGGGGGGGGCAUUAAUUGUUUUGUGUAACUGUUAAUAAUUGUGUAAACCCAAAAUUAGGCUUUGAUUGGCACUUUAAAUUUUUCUGUAAGGAAUAGAAUAUGUAAUCUGGUUGGCCACUUGUGUUUUUAAUGUGAAGUGUUAAAAGAGUUCUCUCCUGAACACAUUUCCUGGAUAGCAAUGACAUUUGUAGGGACUGGUAUUCUUUUAUCUUUCCUUAUGACUUGCACAUU
Messenger RNA from Pogona vitticeps (central bearded dragon), 2758 nucleotides. RefSeq names its product cell cycle associated protein 1 (gene CAPRIN1). NCBI's taxonomy places the organism in Eukaryota, Metazoa, Chordata, Lepidosauria, Squamata, Agamidae. The record is from RefSeq and is a predicted model, not a curated record. Gene Ontology annotation, molecular function: RNA binding. Gene Ontology annotation, cellular component: cytoplasm.